GAAAGAGUUCUUGAUCCAUUUUCUGAAAGAAUUAGUGAAAUAACUCGUGAAAGAGUUCUUGGAGUUGUAGGAGAACACAUAGAUUGUCACAAAAACUGCCAUAAGUAUGUGGAUGAUCUAAAAAAAAGAGUGGGAGACUUAAAACGUAAGAGAAGUGAUAAAGAAGCAAAACUAAGAGUAGUGGAUCUCUCAGAAAAAAUGGUCAGAGAAGAAGUGCAGGAAUGGCUUGAAGAUGCAAGGAAGGUCAUUGAAAUUGAAAUGCCAGAUAUUGAAGAACAGGUGCAGAAUGUUUCGAACUUGUCACGUGGUAACCUUGGAAGACGUGUCCAUCAAAAGAUUCAAGAUGUGAGGGAAAUUUAUGAUCGAGGUAGUUUCCCUGAAGGUCUUGUAAUUGAAAGGCCCCCACUUGUUGGAACCAGUUUGCCAAUAGAGAAUUUGGUGGGCGAGGUUGGUCUGAAGGAAACAAUUUGGGAAUACCUGAGGAGUCGCGAAGUUGGAAUGAUUGGAGUUUGUGGAAUUGGUGGAGUCGGCAAGACCACUGUUAUGAAACAUAUCAAUAAUAAAUUACCGAAUGAACCUAUUGGGUUUACAAAGAUUAUUUGGGUUACAGUAUCACAGUCACUCAGUGUUGUAAAAUUACAAAAUGACAUUGCUAGAAAAAUGGACAGAAGUCUUCCAAAAGAUGGUGAUGAAUUGGAGCAGGCAUCUAGAUUGAUGGAGAUUAUGAAAACAGAGAAAUUUGCAUUGAUCUUAGAUGAUGUGUGGGAUAAAUUUACUCUUCACAGAGUUGGAAUACCAGAACCAACAAUAGAAAAUGGGUGCAAAAUUGUUAUUACUAGUAGAACAGUUGAUGUAUGCAACUACUUGAGAUGUCAGAUAGUAAAGGUGCCUCCUCUUCCACAGCAAGAGUCUUUGAACUUGUUUUUAGAUAAGGUUGGACACGACAUUCUACUAAUUCCUACUUUGGAAAAUAUUUUGAAGCAUAUGGUGGCAGAAUGCGCUGGUUUGCCAUUGGCCAUUGUCGUCAUUGCUGGGAGCAUGAGAGGCGUAAGAGAUAUUCGUGAGUGGAGAAGUGCAUUACGUCAAUUGCGUCGCUGUGUGGUGGGUACAGAGAAAGAUUCAGAAGAUGAGAUAUUUAAACGUUUGAAGUUUAGUUAUGACCGUCUAACAAAUUCAAGCAUCCAAGAAUGUUUCUUAUAUUGCUCAUUGUAUCCGGAAGGUUCGGUGAUUCAAAGAGCAAAUCUAAUUGAAGGCUGGAUUUGUGAGGGACUUGUUGAAAAAUUAGGGAGCAGAAGAGAAAUGCAUGAUAGAGGACAUGAAAUUUUAAAUAGGCUUGAAAACAAUUGUUUGUUAGAGGAAGGUGAUGACGGAUAUGGAGAAGGUGUUAAGAUGCAUGAUGUUGUGAGGGACAUGGCAUUGCGUGUUAAGAGCACCGGUCCAAGUAAGUUCAUGGUGAAAGCUAAAAUGAGAUUGACAGAGAUACCAGAGAAGGAUGAAUGGACUGAAGAUCUAGACAAGGUUUCCCUUAUGGACAAUGAAAUAUCAUAUAUCCCUAUAAAUAUGUUCCCCAAAUGCUUGAUGCUCUCAACCUUAAUUUUGAAGGGUAACGCAAAAUUGAAGCAAAUUCCAAAGUGUUUUCUAGCAAACAUGCCCCUACUGAAGUUUCUUGAUCUUUCUUAUACUGGCAUUAAGGCUCUACCUAAUUCCAUCUGUAGCUUAAAAAAUCUUACAGCACUGAUUCUCCAUGCUUGUGAGAGUUUAAAACGUAUGCCUUCCUUGUCAAAGCUUAAAGCACUGAAGAAGUUGGAUUUGGCUGAAGCGGGCUUUUGUGUGGCUCCUGAAGGCAUUGAAAUGUUAGAAAAUCUAGAAAAUCUAGAAUAUCUUGAUUUAUCUGCUCCAAAGCUGAAGGUACCAAGAGGAAAAAUCAGUAAGCUCUUUCGCCUCCAAUACCUACGUAAAAAUCCAAUUUUUUCAACUGAUAUAAGAGCAGAAGAAGUAGCAAGAUUGAAGAUGCUGGAAUGUUUUGAAGGUAUAUUUGAUCAGCUGAAGGACCUCAGCAGUUUUGUUAGCGAGUUGAACCAUUUUGGAAGACCCAAGAAUUACUUGCUCGAUGUGGGACUGGAGACUGACCUCGAAGAAGGGGAGUAAUAUAGCCAUACUAUACCAGGCCAGCUCUACCUCAAAGCCAAACGAGUGCGUGUGUGUGACUUCAAAUUAGCUAGCUGGUCUGAAAGAGUACAGGAAUGUUAUGAACACAGUCGUUGAUUAUGGUGUUCAGAGAUUGACAUUUAUGCCCUGUCCCGCCCAGAUGCCUCAUUAGCAGCAUCUCUUCAAUGGCCAUGGUGUUGAAUUGCUUUGGAAGGUGAUUCAACAUAUAUAUAGUAGCUCUAGAAAUGAGUUCUCUAGGGAUCAAUUAUGAUUUUUAUUUUUUUGAAAACGAAGUAUAUAGUUAUGUUUUGUAGGUCAAAUGUUAUUAUGGAUUACGAAUGAUGAGAUUCAUGAGAAUCCGUGGAGUUUGGACCCCUGUUACUCUGUACACGAAACAAAUGUACAGCAAGGAAAAUGUUCAAUCCCCUUGUAGAUGUCAGAGAAGGAAAGUGGAAGCCAACUGCAAGGUUGCAAGUAAGCGUCAUCAAUCGAACUUUCAUAUAGUACUUGCUGUUCUUGUUCAUUUUCUGUUCAUAAUUUGCAUGUUUUUCUUAUCUAGUAAUUACAAUGUUUCUUCAAUCCUUCAUAUGGAUUCAUAUGUACAUAUUUAAACUUUCAUGCUCCAUUAUUUUUUGCACUUAUCUAAUGCUUCCUUGCUUAAAUUAGAGGCACCUUAGACAAAUUAAAUUAUCACCUAGCAUCAUUUUUCCUGUGACCAAGCCAAGAUAAAGGUUCAAAUCAAGAGACUUAAGCAUCUUCAGGCUUGCAUUAGGACUUAAUUGAGAGACACACAUCCUGUCAUUUUGUUUAGUUGCCAUUACAUAAUGGAUUGAACAUUAAAAAAUUGUUGAUAUUGUUUUGUGUUGUGGAAUUAAGAGGCUUGAAUGUUGCUGUUGAAAAUAAAAUCGCUAUUGUUUU
Rubroshorea leprosula is the source of this 3066-nucleotide messenger RNA. NCBI's taxonomy places the organism in Eukaryota, Viridiplantae, Streptophyta, Magnoliopsida, Malvales, Dipterocarpaceae. The record is from the annotation of a GenBank genome assembly.